This is a messenger RNA of Mizuhopecten yessoensis (Yesso scallop), 4687 nucleotides long. RefSeq lists its product as uncharacterized. NCBI's taxonomy places the organism in Eukaryota, Metazoa, Mollusca, Bivalvia, Pectinida, Pectinidae. The record is from RefSeq and is a predicted model, not a curated record. Bases 175 to 4455 code for a protein of 1426 amino acids. The transcript has 27 exons.
UUUGAUUAGUCAUUAUUUGAGUUUAGUUUGUUUGCAUACCUGGUAAACAGCCAGUCCACAAAACUGAUAUCAAUACUUCAGUCAAUAAGGGAAUAUUUUGUUCAAAUAUCAAGUAAAACCAUAAAAAUCUUAGACAUACUAGACAUUGAAGAUUUGCGACAAAAUCUUAUCAUCAUGUCAAACAAAAUGGGAGCUCCCAAAGUGGGGGCAAAGGUGGAGUAUCCGGACAAUCCCGACUUCGUUAACCAGCGCCCCUUCUCCCAGGACUGGCUCAACUCCAGUUACCAACAGACACUGCUUCCCGAUGCUCCCUGGCACAAGAUGGAACACAAAAUUGCUCAAGCACUGGCAAGCAAAGUCUCUAAGCAGUUUAAAAAGCCAGAGAGAAAAGAAGCAUUGUUGGAAAGUCUUGGCAAAAUGUUUGUCUCAACCUACUUGCCUACAGUUGAACCAAAUCCUCAAAUCCUGGCACCUCCAGAAAUGGAUUCUAAGGAGAAGGCCAUCCUGAUGAAAGAAGCAGAGGCCUACCUGACUAGUCAACUGUAUAAGUGUGUCAAGGACGAGGGCUACGGGGACAUGCUGGCCAGCGCUGAUGGAAAAGCUCCAAAAGGGGAGUAUGCUGAGUUCUUACAGCACUGCUUCCAAAUAUUCAACAAGGGGCUGGACCGGGAACUGUACAUUCAGGAGAUGGAUCUGUCGAGAAAGAAAGUGAAGGAGCUUGAAACUGAUUCCCAGUUGAGAAAGAUGGUGAAACCGAGCCGGGUGAAGCCAUCCACUACCUCUUCCUCCUCCUCUCUCUCCUCAACACCAACCAGUAAACCCAACUCGGCCGCCAUUAGAACGAUGGUACAGAAAGUGGAAGGGGACCCUCCCUCACUGUGGGGAGUUCAGAGUGACGCCAUCGGCCAAGCUGUCAUGGCCAUCCUGGAAAGAGACCCACGAAAGUUUGACCAUGUGGCUGGUAGAAUGCAUGGGCGACAAUUACCUGGUACACUCCGCACACACAUGUGGGCAGAUGUGCUGUUCAAGGAAGAGCGCAAACGUCUCUCUGAAGGAAACCUUGAGCGGAUGUUACGAGAGCGCUUUGCCAAAGCUGUAGCUCGAGGUGUCCAGGAUCUAAGGAUCACUCGGGCCACCAACACACCGAUCGCUGGCCUCAUAGAAAAUGCUGUUGUAGAGACAUAUAACAAGACGACUGGCAUGGUGGCGUUCCGUACGACUGAACACAUGAUUGAAGCUAGUCGGACACUCAAUGUUCUCUACACGUUUGAUCGUAGUUACGAGCCGUACCUCAUACACUGGCUGUUCCCUCUCCAGGUCAGCUUCCAACAGCCGUCCAGCAAACCCACAGACAAAGGUCAACAUGUAUAUGAACUGGCUAUGUAUCUGGAUCUUCUCAACAACUCGUGCUUCCCCACAUGGAUCCAAGUGUUUGCGAUCGCGGAGACAGUGAUGAAUAUACUGAGUCAGAGUGACCCUGAUAUGUAUACCCACCUCAAGGCUAUUGCCACUACCAACAUUAAAAUCAACAAAAAGGAGUUCCUGGUCCAGUUGAUCAGUGUAGAGAAAGCCAAGGCUGAGGAGCUACUCAAGGCCACACCAGGAAGUAAACGGGAGGAGAGCAUGAACUCUGAACUCCUCGCUGACCCCCUCAUCUUCCUCCGCCGCUGGAUUGGGGAGGGGUUUGUAAGUGUUUUGGACACACCUGGUAUUAUGUUUGUUUGGGACCAGUGUUUCCUGCAGGGUUGGCGGCCCUCUGUCCUCCAAAACUUCGCCACGGCCAUCCUCAUGCUGCUCAAACACAAGUUUAUGAAGGCUAGGGACUACUCCAGCAUGAAGGAGGUGUUUUUCUUUGAGCCCUGUAAGCUUUAUACAGUGGAUAUUCAGAUGGCCUGGAUCCACCUUGAGAGUGGUAAAGACCUUAUGGAAAUUCCCUACCUCAACCGCCAGCGUCCUGUGACACCUGCCUCUCGCCUCAGUGGCGGUGUAUCUAUUGCUAGUCUACCUGUCCCUGGUUUCUUAUCAACCUUUGGUAUCAAGGACAUUAGUUUGAAACUGGUGAUCCCCACAACAGCUGUGUCAAAGGAACCUUGGCUCAAUUACCUGAAUGCCACCGAGCUGGUUCUCCAUGUAUCGAUCUACUUCGGCAGUAUCAAACUUCGGUCACGUAUGUCCAUGCAUCCCGGAUACACUGCUGUACAAACCAAAGACAUGUACAAAAACAUUUUGUACGAGAUGCAUUUCCCCCAGGACAAGUUUGUGUAUGAGAGUAUUGACAUUUCCCAGUACGAUGUGGAACGUGAGCUCGGGGCCCACCCCUAUGCCCUUAUUAGAAUAGAGUACAAGAAACCUGCCUCACAACACCAUGAUGCCAGCAAUGUCCAGCUGGGCUGGGCACGCGUGCCUCUGUUUUACCGUGACUCCCCAGGAGGACGAACAUCUACAGACUCGGUGGAUGUACAGUGGGCGCUGCAGGACGGAGAAAACAAACAUUCUCUCCAUUCCGGUGAUGUGCCCGACACCCUCAUCACAACCGUCCCUCAGACACCAAAGCAGACACCUGAAGGACUCCUGGGAUACAGCUCUGAACUUGGUGCCAUCGUAUAUGAACCCAAACAUGAGCCGAAGUCCAAAAAGAAGGUGGAAGCGAUCAAAGUGAUCACCCCCCCACCAGAGACGCCCGUCGAGGAUGAAGAGGAGGAGGAGGAAGAGAAAGUAGAGGAGGUUGUUCGCACUCCUGAUGAACUGCUUGAUCCCUGGGUGGAGCACAAUCCUUUUGCCUCCAGAAAAGAUCCAGAACCCACUGGUCUCAACUCUAGGUUUGAUUUGUACAUCGAUGCUGUCCACUUCAUACCUGACAACGCCUCCAUCAUUAAGGUUACUGGUAUCAUAGGGGCGCCAGACAUGACGCGAGUUUUACUAGCUCUCCCAGAGCUCAGAAGUUCAGCUCGCAACCCCAGAUUUAUGUUCCGAUUGGAAUUUAAUGAAGAGCAGAAAGAUCUGAAUCCGCAGAUGGUGGCCUUCCUGCGUGUCUAUACAUAUGAUAUCUUUUCUGAAGAUAUCUCCGUCAUAGGAAGUGUGUUUGUCCCCAUCUUUAAUAAAGGGAAGCUCAACGUGGGUGGUCACCAGUACCGGCUACGUAAUGGUGUACCGAGGAACAAGGCAAGGUACAAGGUCACAGAUCUGGACCAGUUCAAGGUUGUGCCUGCAUCCUCCAUUCUUGUUAGAAUUUUGCAUCAUGAACAGGAAUACGUAGAGGCUCCCAGGUAUGGUAUAGGCUACUAUCAUUCUGAACAAGCUCGGCCAACCAUCACAGAUGAGAGGAUAUUUGCUAGCUAUGCUGACCACAUGAACUACCCUAAGACAGAAAAGGACAUGAUCCAGAGGCUGCAGAACUCCCAGGGAUUCCCUCUAGGAGAGACGGAGGAAGAACUGCUGGGUUGGCUCCAAGCCAAACUGGACAUCAAGAAAGUGGGUCCCAAAUUCACUGCCGGUAAUCUUCCGCUGGAUGCCAUGGUCAGAUAUCGCAUCAAACAGGGCAUGAGGGUUCGGAUCAACCGCCUGUGGGGACUCCCACCUAUUGAUAAUCUGUACACUCAGUUGUAUGCUAAGGUAGAGCCGGGGGAGAAGGUGCGAGGCAUGCCACUGACAGCUGAGGGACACGGCGGUGAGGAACGCUUCCUUACCAACAAGAUCGACUUCAACAGCCUCAUGUCAGAUCCGAAAUGGAAUGAUGAUGUUAGGAAUCUGAAGCCACACUACGACACCAACUCCGUGUUACUCAUCCAGAUAUUUGGCGUGACCAUUAAGUACAAGGCCUUGGCUGACCAUAAUUCCCCUGGCAUCAUCAAAAGCCUACAGGGUGAUGAGUUGGUGAUCACUGACGACCAGAUCCUAGGCUGGGCCGCCAUGCCUUUGUUUGAAGCGAAUGCGGUACUGACAGGUGUACAUGAGCUGCCAGUAUUCCGAGGCAAACCUCCUGAGGGAAUCAUUGAGUCCCUCAGUAUACAUCCCAUCAACGAGGUCAUCGAGAAGUGGAAGUGGGACAAGAAGAGCUUGAGGAUUCCUUGGACGAGUAUGACUGUCACGUUAUGGGAUGGUCAUUAUGACUUUGAUGAUCUCCCCUUCCUACCCACCUUUGAAGAUUUGCUGAAGAUUGCUGGCAGUUUAGAGUCCUAUAAGAAGUCCAGAGAAAACCCGAAAGGCACCAAGAAUAUUUCAAGUCUGGUUCUUGAGGGUCUUGAGAGCCGGCACCGGCGUCAGGGUAUUGAGGGAGAGAUAUACCAGAAAGAAAAGGGUUUCUUCCAGGACCUAAUAAACUCGACCAUGGACAGCCUUAUUUAUUUGUUCCUAGUCACCCCACAGUCGACUCCAUCAGAUCAAACCAGAGAAGACAGUGAUGGGUACAACUCCCAGAUAACCCCUACGAGUGGUGAUGAUAAUUAUGUGCUUUGAACACACGUUGAUGUUAUUAUCCCCACAGUCCCUACCUUGUGUACAAACCUGUCAACACUGAGCUGUAGUAAGGUAAUGGUGUAUAUACAGUAUGAUACGGUGCUGCUUAUCUCACUUUAACAUCAAGUCGACAAUAAAGAAAGUAACUGACAUUAUGUAAAGCCCAGGGUGACUAGAAUCUUUGGGAGAAUUUAUCCUUGUUCGAGUGUUGACAGGUUUGUGCCUGUGUUCA